AUGUGCAAUCAUCUACAUCCUAGAUAAAUUGAAUCUUAGAUGGAAAUUGUAUUAUGCGAAGAUGAAGAUUGCGAUUAUUAAUAUUUACCUUAAUGCUUUCAAUGCUCAUUUAAAUAUUGUAAAUCACAUUUCUCCAGUUGUAAAACUGGGGACAGUUUCUAAGAUUCUAGAGCAUUGCUUUAAUAAAAUUAUAAUCAAAUGGAAAAGCAAUUUUUUUAACUAAAUUAAAAACUUAAUCAACAGUUAGGCAUGUUACUUCAACACUGCAAAUAUAUUCUAAAUAAAGUUGAAUAAUUUUGCGAAAAUGGUUUUUUUGAGGAUGUUAUUCCUUUUAAAUUUAAUAUAGAUUAUAUUAUGGAUGUAUAGAAGGAUCUGGCUAAAGAGAUUGAUUAUAAAAUUAAAAUUAUGGAAAAAUAUAUAGAGGAUUUCAACAUUAACUAUAGCUUUUAUCGGAAAAAGGAAUCAAAAAUAUUGCAAAAAUAGUCUAUUUUACAUGAACAAAAUAAUAAUUUAGAUUACGCUUUGUAGGCUGUUGACUCAAGUCUGGAAAAGGAUCCUUUAUCAUUGUUUUCGCUUUAUCAAAAAGGUACUUAUUAGAAUAUUUAUUAUAGGAAAUAUACUUCUAAAAUAACAUUAAUAUGAGGAGGCUUCAAAGUAUUUGUUGAAAGUUUUCCUUCUCAGCAAAAUGUCCAAAAAGAAAGAAUUAAAAAAUCAAAUCUUCUUAACACUAUGUGAUAUAUAUAUAGCUAUUUUAGAAGAAAAUUGUUUGUUUAAAAUGAAAAAGUACAACUAAUUAAUAGAAUUAUCAAAUUAAUAUUCAAAAGAUUUUGAUGAAUAGAACGUUUCCAUAUUUAAAGGUAUUAAUAGUUAUUGAACUUAGCAUUUGCCGAAUUCAAUAAAAUGGAAUAUCAAAACGCCCUUAACAGUACAUAAGAGGUUAAUGCAAGCUAAAGAGAAGACUACAAAGUUUAAUAAUUUUAAGGUAAUUUUAUUGCAAUGAAUUAGAGUUAUGCAAAGGAUUAUUAACAAUUUAGAAAAAUAAAUAAGAAUAGCCUGAUUAAAACCCACAAUAAAUGUUAAAAGAUUCCUUGCCAAAUAUUUCUAAUUCCCAUCCAAAAAAAAAUGCAGAAAAUUAAAAUCAGAUGGAUAAAAGGGAGAAACACAAUGAUUUCAUAAAUAUAUUUCUAGUCACCCUUGAAAAAUAUUUUACUAACGUUUUUGAUAAGCUUGGUGGAAAUGACAUAAAUCCUGCCUUAUUUUGGGAGGAGCAACAGUAUAUGAUUAAGGUUAAGGGAAAGUAUUAAAUUUUAUAAAUUUAGUAAAAUCCGUAUUGAAAAAUUAACAUAUAUGCAAAAAGUAAAAUAUUGUAUUUACGAUGCAUAGCUCAUAUGGAAAUAUUUGAGAAAAUUCAAUAUUGAUGAUGCAAAAAUUAACUAAAACGUAAUAGAUAAGGGGUGA
This is a messenger RNA of Paramecium octaurelia, 1458 nucleotides long. The record is from the annotation of a GenBank genome assembly. Lineage: Eukaryota; Ciliophora; Oligohymenophorea; Peniculida; Parameciidae.